AUUUAUACUGUCAUUCACUGGUUUAUUUCGAUAGUUGCUGUAUUCGAUCUAGUUAAUUCCUUAUCACGAAUAACAGUGCACGAUAGAUAGCCAUGGAUCCUGCUCUAGCAAAGGAGGUGGCGACGCUUGCGCAGCACCGCGUCAUAAACGAGACCAUAGCGCGAGGGGACUCCGAGAUACAGCAGUUCUACUCUGGCGCCACACUCUUCAUCACAGGAGGAUCAGGGUUCCUCGGGAAACACCUGAUCGAGAAGCUGUUCAGGUCAUGCGACAUCAAAAAAGUAUACCUAUUAUUGAGGCCAAAGAGGAAGUGGACAUUCCCCGAGAGAUUAACAUUUAUAUUGAAGGAUCCAGUAUUCGACCUGAUAAAGAAAACCAAGCCAGAUUUCGCCAACAGAAUAUAUCCAGUGGAAGGGGAUGUUGCGGAACCCAAACUUGGACUAAGUGAUGAGGAGUACAAAUUGAUUAUUGAAGACACUGACGUCAUCAUCCACGUAGCCGCUACAGUUAGCUUCGACGAGCCAUUAAAAGUGGCUGCAUUGACUAAUGUUAGGGGUACUAUGGAGAUGUUGCGCCUUGCCAAAAAGUGCAAUAAUCUUAAAUCAAUGGUGCAUGUGUCUACAGCCUACUCCAACUGCACGGUAGACAGGAUAAAUAAGGAAGUUGAAGAACAGUUCUACGCGCCGCCUCUAUCGCCAAAGAUCAUGGUAGAAAUGGCGGAGACCAUGUCUGAACAAAGACUGAAUGAGAUCACGCCACAAUUGAUAAAGAAUUGGCCCAAUACGUAUACAUUCACGAAGGCAAUAGCGGAGGAUGCGGUGCGACAGAUGCAGGCGGAGAUACCGAUAUGUAUCGUGAGACCUGCGAUAGUGAUCUGUUCAUACCGAGAACCUUCCCCCGGGUGGUUAGACAUCAGUUGCGCACAAGGGCCAAGUGGGCUUGUAAUUGGCUGCGGUCUGGGUGUCCUCCACGCGAUCAUGGUUCAACCGGAGAUCAAAACAGACCUGGUGCCUGUUGAUCUGGUCAACAACACGGUCAUCGCGGCAGGCUGGAAGACCGCCAAACAGACAGACAGACAAGCUAACAUAUACACUGUCAGCAGCUUCAGGAACCAUAUUUAUAUGAAGUCAAUAGUGAAUACAAUGAUCAACGAGGUGUUGCCCAAAUAUGCUUCGCCUAAGGCGGUGUGGUAUUCCUUUACAAAUCAAACUACGUGUAGAUAUUACUAUUUGAUGUUGAUGUGGCUUUGGCAUUAUAUACCAGCGUAUUUCAUUGAUCUGGGCUUGAGCAUCGUUGGGAAAAGACCUUCAGCCGUUAAACUGUACACCAAAGCGGCGAAACUGAUGGACGUACUGUUCUAUUUUACGACGAAUGAGUGGAAACAAUGUGAUAGGAAUCUCCAAGCUCUCGCAGCCGGCAUGUCCCCUGUCGACCGCACCAUUUACGACCUUGAAAUCAGCAAGAUUGACUGGGUGGAAAUGAUGACUAUUUGGGCUAUAGGUAUUAGGAAAUACAUUGUAAAGGACGGUCUGCAAGGCACACAAGAAGGAAUCGACAAGCAGAAACGCUACAGAAUUAUUCACUAUCUGUUUUCUAUAGUCUAUUUCUUCAUUCUAUGGAAGAUUCUCAGUUGGAGCUUCUCAUUAAGUUCUACAGCGCUUAGUUAUGUUUUCUAAUUUCUCUUUAAUAAAUUAAUUCUCAUCAA
Pectinophora gossypiella (pink bollworm) is the source of this 1705-nucleotide messenger RNA. RefSeq names its product fatty acyl-CoA reductase wat-like. Bases 93 to 1676 code for a protein of 527 amino acids. Lineage: Eukaryota; Metazoa; Arthropoda; Insecta; Lepidoptera; Gelechiidae. The transcript is spliced from 12 exons. The record is from RefSeq and is a predicted model, not a curated record. Gene Ontology annotation, cellular component: peroxisome. Gene Ontology annotation, molecular function: alcohol-forming very long-chain fatty acyl-CoA reductase (NADP+) activity. Gene Ontology annotation, biological process: long-chain fatty-acyl-CoA metabolic process.